This is a messenger RNA of Vitis vinifera (wine grape), 1277 nucleotides long. RefSeq names its product gibberellin 2-beta-dioxygenase 1. Gene Ontology annotation, biological process: response to light stimulus; gibberellin catabolic process. The record is from RefSeq and is a predicted model, not a curated record. The transcript is spliced from 3 exons. Bases 134 to 1105 code for a protein of 323 amino acids. Lineage: Eukaryota; Viridiplantae; Streptophyta; Magnoliopsida; Vitales; Vitaceae.
GCAGAGCCCCAGACACUGCGUUCAUAUGCCUCCGCUCAAACAAUACCAACUCGUCAUCAUCCAUUUCUUAAUAUCAUCAACACCCAAUACCCAUUUUUAGAAUUCUACGUGUUCUUCCAAAGCCCUCACCACCAUGGGUGUCUUCUCUAAACCAGCAAUUGAACAGUUGCCUCUCAUCAGAAACUGCAUGCCCUUCUCUGGAAUUCCUCUCAUAGACCUCUCACAACCUGACUCCAAAGCCCUCCUCAUUGAAGCCUGCCAAGAGUUUGGCUUCUUCAAGGUCAUCAACCAUGGUGUCCCGAUGGACCUCAUCUCCAAGUUGGAAGCUGAAGCUAUCAACUUCUUCUCACUUCCUCUCUCUGAGAAGGAAAAAGCAGGGCCUCCUAAUCCUUCUGGAUACGGAAACAAGAGAAUUGGAUCAAGCGGCGAUAUUGGUCGGGUUGAGUACCUUCUGCUCAAUCCGCAGAGCUUCCCCUCUGUUUUUGGCCAAAACCCAGAUAUGUUUCGUUCAGCAGUGAGUGAUUAUCUAUCAGCUGUGAGGAAGAUGGCUUGUGAGAUUCUUGAAUUGUUGGCUGACGGGCUGAUGAUUCAACCAAGGAAUGUGUUCAGUAAGCUUUUAAUGGAUGAACAGAGUGACUCUGUUUUCAGGCUAAAUCAUUAUCCACCAUAUCCAGAACGCCAAGCUUUGAGUGGAAAGUGUAUGAUUGGAUUUGGAGAGCACACCGACCCUCAGAUCAUAUCUGUUUUAAGAUCUAACAACACAUCUGGACUGCAAAUCUCUUUGAGAAAUGGGAAUUGGAUUUCAGUUCCACCAGAUGAAAACUCCUUCUUCAUCAACGUUGGUGACUCCUUGCAGGUGAUGACAAACGGUCGGUUUCAGAGUGUGAAGCAUAGGGUGUUGACAAAUAGCUGUAAAUCUAGAGUUUCGAUGAUAUACUUUGGAGGACCACCAUUGAGUGAGAAAAUAGCACCAUUGCCCUCACUCAUGGAAGGAGAGGAGAGCCAUUACAAAGAGUUUACAUGGUUCGAGUAUAAAAGAUCUGCAUACAACACAAGAUUGGCUGAUAAUAGGCUUGUGUUCUUCCAGAAAGUGGCAGCCACAUGAUGGUUGCUCCUCUCAAACUCCCCCCACCCACUUCCCACAUGUUAGGAAAUUGAUUCAAAAUAGAUAGGCUUACUAAAGUUAGUUCAAAUUUCCUUUCUUUUCUCUUCAAAAGUUUGAUGUAAGUAUCUUCCCUCUACAUGAAACAAAGUUUGAUUUUGUACUUGCAGUAAAA